Aedes albopictus (Asian tiger mosquito) is the source of this 1841-nucleotide messenger RNA. RefSeq lists its product as uncharacterized. The record is from RefSeq and is a predicted model, not a curated record. The transcript is spliced from 4 exons. Bases 1005 to 1841 code for a protein of 278 amino acids. Lineage: Eukaryota; Metazoa; Arthropoda; Insecta; Diptera; Culicidae.
CGAGAACGGUUCUAGCUUCGUGAAAGAUUAACCAAUCGAGCUUUAAUUUGUACCAAUGAUGCACAUAUAACAGGUUGCCAAACAGUCAAAAUUUGGAAAUUUUUGAUGCACUCUAUGAAAAGUUACAGCAUGUUGAACUUUUUUGUGAGCGUAAAAAAAGUUGCCUUUCCCAAACAUUUUGGCCACCUCCUGUGACAGUUGGCUAUAGUAUAAUUAUGCCUUUUUCUAGAACCUUCAUAACUUCGUGAGGAAUAGCCCGAUUUUCUUCCAAAUUUGGACCACUAAAACACAACUAGUUGAUCAACUUACUGUGAAAAUUUGGGAAUAUUUGAUGGACUUUUCGAAAAGUUAUAUUUAGCUAGUUGACCAUUUUUUGAAAAGUGAAAUUUUGCCUGUCCCGAUCAUUUUUUCUAUCCCCUGUAGAUUAUUCCAUUUACAAUUUCCAUAAAACAUUUUGAUAUGCAGAAAAUGGAUCAAUGAAGCAAACUUUUCUCGGAGCUCUUGCCACAUCAAAACAAAGGAUCCACCAUAUAUUGUGACAGUAGUCGAGUUUUGUCAAACACACAAGGCUACAGUGGCGCUAUCUGUUCAUUUCAUAGUUAUUUUAAUGAUCCAUUAUAACUUACGCAGCGCUUUACACUUCUUGGUAAAUUUCCCAAUUAUAAUAUAAACCUAUAAUAAUCAAAUUGCUUUUUUUACUAUUGUCAGAUUUAAGAAAGUUGUUUUUUUAUUUACAGAUAAAAUGUCCGAAACAAUUUUCUGAUAUUGUAUCAAAGUCAAUUGAACGCAUAACACGAGGAAUUCGAUCAGCUAUUAAGCAUUGUGCCGAAGAGACAAACGGUCAAGAUAUCGAGGGUUUGAGACACGAUAUAAGGAAUGCCCCCUUCCACGCCUUCGGUUCUCACGAUGAUUGCCGAUCGUAUUUUUGUACAAACAAAGAGAAUGUCGCUGAUUCUCGCGGGAUAAUAUCUGAUUUGAAAUGCGCUGGAAUAUGGGAUAAGAUCAUGUUGGCUGUAGAAAAAACUGCCGCUAAAGCCGAGUUUUUUAGCGAAAAUCAAACUAGUAACUUGGUUGAAAACUUGUACUGUAGGCUGAGUAAGUACAAUGUGGGCAAGCGGAUCGAUACAAUGAGCAGGGGCUCAUAUCAGAGGAGAGUGUAUAUAACAGUACUUCAACAUAAUGAAGGUUACAAGUGGCACGACAGAUCUAUGUUCGAGUAUACCGGAGAGAAUCCCGGAUACUGGCUUCGUCGUUUGUUCCAACGAAAAACUGCUUCAUUUUUGUAUACUAAAAAAAUGCAGAACAGUUCAGGCUUUGUGAGGCGGAAACCAGUGCCAUAUGACGAAAUAGAGAAAGAUUAUGGAGUUGAUGCAGUAGAAGCUUCUGAGCAAGAGAUGAACAUAAUUGUUGACGCUUCAAGCAUGAAGCGAAUGUAUGAGCCGAGCGAGUCUACUAAACAGUUAUUGAAAAAGGACGUAACUAUGUCACAAAUGGAGGAGUUUGCAUUUGGGCGUAUAUUGUCUAAAUAUGUUCCGGAAAUAAUAAAUUCAAGGGAAUCUACGAAGCAGAAAAAGUGCGAUUUCAUUCUCCAAACAACAAAUACGUGGAAUUAUCUCAAGACGAAUCGUCCGAUCAUCAGUCUUAUUCUGCGUUCUUUGAAAGAUCGACAUUCGAUUGUGAUGGGCGGAAACAGAAUAUACAUUGAUUCAUGCCACAAUUUUCUCUGCUGUGUGCCAGAUGCUGUAUCUGACGAUGGUUCAACGGUGCUGUUGAUAAAAAGAAAUCAUCGGAAAGCAACAAAAGAAGCCGUGCGCAAAACUAAAGGAAAAAACCCAGAUUAA